Molecule: messenger RNA, 1866 nt
Organism: Exophiala spinifera
Lineage: Eukaryota; Fungi; Ascomycota; Eurotiomycetes; Chaetothyriales; Herpotrichiellaceae
Exons: 4
Coding region: 1-1866 (621 amino acids)
Biological process (GO): intracellular protein transport
Cellular component (GO): mitochondrial outer membrane
Molecular function (GO): protein-transporting ATPase activity; protein binding
Source: RefSeq, a predicted model, not a curated record
AUGGCAGCGCCGAGAGCGAUCGAUGCUUCGCGCGCUGCGCCUUCUCUGUGGGAUCGCGUCUCGACCUGGGUCUCGGAGAACAAAGCAGUUGCAUAUACCAUCGCUGGAACAGUCGUGGUUAUCACCAGUGCUGGAGCUAUCUACUACUUCUCCGGUCAGAAACCAUCACCGUCGUCCCCUCCUACAGAAAAGCGAAAGAGCAAGAAAGAGCGAAGGAAAGAAAAGAAAGCCGCAGAAGAGGCACAAAAGAAUGGCAUUAGUCUUAACGAUGCUGAGACUGGGACAGUCCCAAAACCUCCUACCGUCGAGACCGAACACGAACUGCCCGAGAUCAACGAGUCAACGGUCGAGAGUUUCACAGCCGAGGAACGAGCAACUUAUGCAGGCAAGCUGAAGGCUGCGGGCAACAAAGCGUACGGCUCGAAAGACUACAACAAGGCGAUUGAAUUGUACGGCAAAGCUAUUCUAUGCAAGCCCGAUCCCGUCUACUACUCCAACCGCGCCGCCUGUUACAAUGCGCUUAGUGAUUGGGACAAAGUCGUUGAAGACACUUCCGCGGCAAUCUCAAUGGAUGCGGAAUAUGUCAAGGCUUUGAAUCGGCGAGCCCAUGCGUACGAGCACCUGGGCCUGUUUUCCGAAGCUCUCCUCGACUACACUGCUAGCUGCAUUAUCGAUGGGUUCAAGAACGAAAAUAGCGCGCAGAGUGUCGAGAGACUACUGAAAAAGGUGGCUGAGAAGAAGGGUAAGGCGAUACUCGCCGAAAAGAAGAAUAAAUUGCCUAGCGCUACAUUCGUCUCAAACUACCUCCAGAGCUUCCGCCCGCAGCCACCACCCCCAGGUCUGGAAGAAGGCGCGGAUCUUAGUGAGGAUACAGGCAAGGGCCAGCUCCAGCGUGGACUCGUUGCUGUGAAGAAGAGAACCGCAGAAGGAUACGACGAAGCAUCUGCAGCGUUCAAGAGGGCCCUGGAGCUUGGAGAUCUCGGCGAACACGAGGCUUUCGCCCACAACAUGCGUGCUACCUUUUUGUAUCUCGAAGGUGAUACGACGCUGGCACUAGAGGACCUUACAAAGGCUAUCGAACUCCAACCUGCUUUGACUCAAGCCUACAUCAAACGUGCCAGUGUCCAACUCGAGCUUGGCAAUAAGGAUCUGGCCUCAGAUGACUUCGAGAAAGCCACAUCUCAGAACAAGGACGACCCAGACAUCUUCUACCAUCGCGCACAGCUUCACUUCAUCCUUGGAGAGUUCGCGGAUGCGGCAAAGGACUAUCAAAAGUCGAUCGACUUGGACAGAGACUUUAUUUACUCGCACAUUCAGUUAGGUGUUACUCAGUACAAGAUGGGAUCCAUCGCAUCCUCGAUGGCCACUUUCCGCAGAACGAUCAAGAACUUUGACAAGGUCCCAGACGUGUACAACUAUUACGGUGAGCUGUUACUCGACCAACAGAAGUACCAAGAAGCUAUCGAAAGAUUCGACACCGCCAUAGAGAUGGAGCGGCAGACAAAGCCCACAGGAGCCAUCAAUGUGCUGCCGUUGAUCAACAAAGCACUCGCUCUCUUCCAGUGGAAGCAGGACUUCAAAGCAGCCGAGGAUCUUUGCGAGAAAGCACUAGUUUUGGAUCCCGAAUGCGAUAUCGCGGUUGCUACCAUGGCGCAACUGCUGCUACAGCAAGGCAAGGUGGUGAGAGCUCUGGAAUACUUUGAACGCGCAGCGGAGCUCUCAAGAACGGAAGGGGAGAUCGUCAACGCACUUUCCUACGCCGAAGCCACUCGAACGCAACUUGAAGUAUCGCAAAAAUAUCCUCAGCUCGCUGCUCGUCUACAACAAAUGGAAGGAGCCGGACUCGGCGGGCCCCAGAUGAGAUAA